Alternaria burnsii is the source of this 603-nucleotide messenger RNA. Its product is annotated as endoglucanase iv. NCBI's taxonomy places the organism in Eukaryota, Fungi, Ascomycota, Dothideomycetes, Pleosporales, Pleosporaceae. The record is from RefSeq and is a predicted model, not a curated record. The annotation marks the transcript as partial. The transcript has 2 exons.
CGCUGUCUAGGCAACAUAUACAUCCCACCCUCUCAAUUCAACACCUCGAAUAUUUCCUGUCACUACAACGCCGUACCCGGCGCUCUUCAAAUUCCCAUAAUAGCCGGUGAGGAACUAAAGCUACAAUGGAACGAAUGGCCAACUUCGCACGUCGGGCCUGUGAUGACAUAUCUAGCACAAUGCGAGGGCAGCUGUGCGGACGCAAGGAAAGAAGACUUGGAGUGGGUGAAGAUUGAUGAGCUGGGGUAUCUAGGUGGAACAUGGGCGGCGAAUGUACUCAUCGCGAAUGGGUUUUCUUGGGUGGUCAGGAUACCAGAGGUGCUGGAGGAGGGGAAUUAUGUGUUGAGGCAUGAGAUCAUCGCGUUACACGUUGCAGAAAAGGUGGACGGAGCGCAAGCAUAUCCGCAGUGCGUGAACAUCCGGGUGGCGCGAAUGACGGGUGGAGAGGGGAGGAGGUUAGAAGGGGGUGUGAAGGGGGAAGAAUUGUAUGGGAGUAGGUACGAGGGUAUACUGGUGGAUGUGCAUGGGAAGGUCGAGGGAUACAAGAUUCCAGGACCAAAGUUAUGGGCAUAUGCGACCCCAGUCAGACAGGCCAAUCAAUAA